AUGUAUGAAAAUCUGUCAGAGUACCAAAGAAAGCAAAUUCCUCGAUUUUAUGGAUCCUUCUCUCUUGAUCUUCCAUUUCGCGGUGAAACACGUACUGUUCGCCUUAUCUUGAUCGAAUAUAUACCUGGCAUAUCCAUGGAUCAAGCCAAUCCAGAAGAUUUUUCACAAGAAACUCGAAAGCAGAUUAUGAAAUUGGUUAUCAACCUGAAAAGUGAGAUUUACGGUCUCAAGAAUAUUCUACUGUAUGACCUCCACCCAAGAAAUAUCAUGAUACAGGAGGGACCCGAUGUUGUUCUCAUAGAUUUUGCAGAUGCUAUGACGAACCGCGGCACGGGCUUUUACCCCUGGCAGCAGACGACUUCUUCUAUGGCUCCAUAUAUGGGUGAAUAUGUUCUUCCGCAGCUGAGAUGGAAGAAUUUGGACGAACCAUUUAGAUCUCGGCGGAGUUUCUGA
Molecule: messenger RNA, 453 nt
Organism: Penicillium taxi
Lineage: Eukaryota; Fungi; Ascomycota; Eurotiomycetes; Eurotiales; Aspergillaceae
Exons: 1
Coding region: 1-453 (150 amino acids)
Biological process (GO): protein phosphorylation
Molecular function (GO): protein kinase activity; ATP binding
Source: RefSeq, a predicted model, not a curated record